AAUGGAGGCUCCUGGUUUGAGUCUCUUCCAGGGUUCUGACAGUAUACAUAUUAGUGGUGGAGGCCAACGACAGGAGGAAGAGGAGGAACAGGAGGACCUGAGGCGACGUAACGAGGAGUUGAAGAAUAUACUGACAAAUGCCUUUGAUGGAUAUGAGGAUGAAGACGAUGUUAGUUCAGUAAACAGCAGUCACAACUACACAGAUGCAUCGCGAGGUGUGGACAGUAUAAUAGACAAGAGUUCGAUUCAUGAGAGGGAGGAGAAAGGUCCAACUGUGUCGCAGUAUCAAAAUGAGUUUGGUGUUUAUGGACAGCGUGAUACAAGUUCCCUUCCCUCUCGCGAUGGUGAUAAGGGGCCAACAGUCUCUGAUAUGCAGAGAGAGUACGGAGUUUAUGGUUCUCUAUCAACUCCACACAACAAUAAUAAGGAUAACAAGUCCUUGAAUUCGGUGGGUCAUAGCCCUUAUGAAUUGCCAAGACCUCCUAGCCUGACGAAUCCAGCCUCGUACCCUCAUGAUCUCAGAGCCCAAAUUAACGAUGGCUACACAUUGCUGGAGAAUUAUCCGUACAAUUACCAGACACCUUCCAAUCAUUACGAUGGAGUCAAACAAAAUUACCAGAAUAAUGGAUAUAUUAGGCCUUAUGAGAACAAUAUUGCACCCAGGGACUCGAGGGAGUAUAGUGGUUGUGAUAAUGAAGUUGAUUCUGAACAUCACAAUCACUGCUACAAAUCCAGUCCCAAUGGAUGUGCAAUUAACGAUACUAAUGCGUACAAAAGGGCUGAGUACAACAGCAAAGAACAACUCGAGGUUUUGUACUCAGUCAGGAUGAGGGAGAUUCAGCAGCUCACUGAAAAACUCCAGCAAUUACAUGUGGAGAAGGAGGAGGAGAAGGAUCAGUUGAUGAGAAAGUUGGCGCUGGCACAGGCGGAGAUCGAACGAUCUAAUCUGUCGAGAAACCAAGCCCAAAAUUCACUAGUUGAUGCUAAAGCUCAAAUUAUUGAGCUGCAGGGUCAGGUGGCUGAAUUUCAAGAGAAAACUGCUGUUAUGGAGAAGACGAAUCAAAAUGUUACUGAGGAUAUGUCAGUGGCGAGAAGCUCAGUGGUAGAAUUGCAGCAGAAGAUCAGUGUUCUUGAGAGGGUGCAGACACUACAGGCUAAUGAUAAGACGCAUGAGAAAAUGUUGAAGCAAGCGCAAGAGAAACAUGUUCUUGAGAUCAGAAAUAUGCAGACGCAGAUUGAUAUGCUUACAGAUAAACUGAAUGCCAAGGAAUCUUCAUACGUUACUUUGGAGCACAAACUAGCUGAUGUACGUAGAGCCCACGAAACACUCAUUGUGGAAAAGGGCGACGCAAUGAAUCGUUUGGCUGAGGCUCUUGAAAUAAGUCAGACUCAAUGCAGGAAUCUCAUGGCUUCAAAUGACGCUCAGGAGAACAUACAGCUUCAGAGUAAAGUAAAUUUACUGUCUCAGGAGAAAGAGGAAUUGCGAAAAAUGAUUCAAGAUUUACAGCAUAAACUAGAAGUGGCUAAGUCAGACGCUCAUCACUACGAAUCUCUCUUAACGACGACAAUGGAAGAAGGAUCUGACUCAAUUCGUCAAAUGAAACUCGGUGAAUUUCACAACAAAUCUCGAGGGAAUGACGACAUAACGAAUAAAUUGCAGGGUGAGCUUCAGCGUUGCAUAUCAGGUCAAGCUGUUAAACGAAAAGAAAUUGGACGUCUUGAGAACACCAUAGCUCAGCAAAACAAGGAGCUAGAGAAAGCUCAAACUCUGGCAAAAACCUGUCAACAAGAGGCAGCACGUUAUGCAAAACGAGUCAACGAGCUGGAGCAAGAAUUAAAAUCGUUACUGACAGAGCACACAAUCAAAGCAAACUCCCAAAUUCAACGAUUAUCAGACCAAUUGACGGAUAUGAAGAGUAAAAAUGACACUCUUCGUCGAGACAAAGAUAAAUUAGAACAGAAAUUAGAGGAAACUCUAGCACAUCAAGAAGAGACUUUGGAAAAAAUUAAUCAGGAGACUCUUCAGCAACGAGAAAAUCAAAUGAUUGACGAAUAUAAUAAAGAGUACCUCGAAAUGCAUGACAAAGCUAUUGAGAGACUCCGACAAGAGGCUCAGGACGAUAUCCUUCAGUUGACAGUUCAACUGGAGCAAACACAAAAAGAACUAAAUCGAGUGAAAGAAAUGUACAUAGACGUGUGUGGAAGUAAAGAGCAAUUGAUCAACGAUCAUCGAAAUGAGAUCCAAGAAUUGAAAACAACUUACGCCAAAUUCGAGGCUCAAAAAGCUGAAUUGGAAAGAACAAAGCGAGAAUGUGAGGUCCAAAUAAAAAUCACGGCGAGGCUAACACUGGAGUGUGAAGCACAUAAAAAUAAAAUAAUAGAAUUAGAAAAAGAUCUGAGCAGUGAAAGAAAACAUCGAGUUGAGUAUCGUAAAAAGAUUGAUGCUGAAAUUGAAAGGGCAAAAGAUGAAGCUCUGGCUGAACUUAGAAGUGCCCAUCCAAAUCACCAAAUAAGUGUCCUUUUCCCUGAUCACUGUACAGAGCAUUCAGAGAGAAUUGCCGAACUCGAGGAGGACUGCAAACGUCUGGAGAAGAAGUUGUCAAGUGCUGUUGAGGAACAGAGAAAGCUUCUUGAACUCCAGAGUGAACUGGAAAAUGCAAAGAUUAAAAUAGCGCAAAUGGAAAUUGCCCAUGAAACUCUAAAGCAGAAAUGUGAGUCCGUUAAAAAGGAAAAUCAAGAUCUAUCGCUGAAACUCGCAAAAUCCGACCAGGAACUAUCGACCUCACGAGCUAAUAAAUCAGAUGAUCCUAAUUUUCACAAUUAUUCCAUUAAGAUUCAGAUGGAAAAUGAGACAUUGAAGGAUAAGUGUGACUGCUUACUGAAGGAAAAGAUGGAGUACAAAAAACGAUUAUCAGAAAUGCAGAUGCAUCUCAAUGAGAGCAAGAAGAUGAUAGCCCAAGGGGAGCAUAAUAUUAGUCGACAGAACGACAGCCUAUCAAAUACUCGAAACGAUCUGGAGAAGGAGUUAAAUCAGUAUAAAGAUUUUGUUAAAAAAUUAACAGAUCAAUUGAACAGUCCUAGUGAUGUUAAGAAGAGGGACAUGUACCUGGAUGUCAGGGUAAAGCAGCUGGAGUUGGAGCUUCAGGAGAAAGAUGCUCAGUUGCAGAGAUUAAAGGAGUUGGAUAAGAUUAAAGCUGAAAGGGACCAGUUAGUGACAAAACUAAAAACUCAAGCAAUGCAUUUUGAGCAAUAUGUGAAGAGUCAGAGGCAAGUGUCGGCUGAAUUGAAUCUUUCUCCUCGAAGUCUGCAGGAUGUAGUUGAUUUUCAGAAGCUUCAGGAAAUUCCGAACGAGGAGAUACACCCGAAAGCCGAUGAGUUGAGAAUGAUCGAGGAUCAGCAUAGAGAGAAGCAGAGACAUAUUGAAGAGAAGUAUAAAUCAGUGUUAAUUGACUUGAAUAAACGUUAUGAUGAAAAAACAAAGGAGUUAGAGGCCGCGAAAGAAGCGAUAAUGGCGGAGAAGUUGAGGCUACAUAAUUCGUUCAAAGAACAGAAACAGUUGGUGGGACAGGUGAUUGAGGCAAAGCUAGAGGGAUAUAGACAGGAGCUUGUUGCAAGAAAAUUAAAAAUCGAGGAGUUGCAGACGGAGUUGAAAAAAAAGGAAAUGGAUAUGGAGGAGGAAAAAAAUUACAUGGCUCAGAUGAUGGCACAAUGGGCUGCUGAGAUCGAAGGGAGCAAGAGAAAGGAGAAAAAAAUGCAAGAGGAUAUUGACAGGCUGCAGCAAAUGGAGAACACGUUGCGGGAGGAAGUUAAAGGGCUGCAGAUCAAGGAAAAGAAGUUUAAAGAGAGCUUUGAUACAUUAAAACACAAGUAUCAAGUAGCGAAAACUACUGCUCAAAAUUACAGGGAAUAUGCUGCUAAGGAAAAAGAAUUUUAUUCUCUCGAAUGCAAACGCAUCGACGAGGGAUACAAAGAGGCCAUAUGUCGAGUACAACAGAACUUUUAUGAUAUUCUUGAAGCACAGGAAAAAGAGGCGAAAAAAACAAUUGAACAGGUAGAAAAAGAUCAUGAGGAGCAACUGCAAAAAUUGCGACAAAAAAAGAAGUACAAAGAAAAAAGUUGAAGUACGUAUUGACUAAUAAUUUCAUUCAUAUAUUUAAUAAAAUUCCACUUAGUUUGCAAUAUAGUUUUUAAAGGCCCAUUCAGAUAUGAAAUUAAUAGAGGCUGGUUUUAUUAUAUAAUGGUUUGAACAAAUGAGAUGAAAUGCACUUUAUUGUACAACACAUAUUUAGUUUUAAAGUGACCAAUAAUGUUCAUGGAAAUAUUCGCGUCAUGUUGAGAAUUUUAUUAUCUUUAACGUUAAUUAGAAUUUUCGAAUAAUUAAAUUUUAGAUAUCAGAGAAUAGUUUAUUAAUAUAGAAUAUGACAUUAAGUUGCCAAUGUGGGGCCAAACUCACAGUACACACGUUUCACAUGAGUAAUCAAAUGCGUUGAAAAUUUAAUGAAAUCCGUCUUUUUCCACCCGGUCGAGAAAUCUAGUUUUAUGAAUUUAACAGUUUUAUUUUAGAUUUUUUAAAUACUAGUUAAAUCCACAAUGCUUGCCAAAUUACUACCUUUUUUGUGGUUAAAAAUAGUAAGUUUUCAUGCACAAAACGUUUUCAGUAUUGCUUUCAAAGAGGCCUCAAUAACCCGAGGACGGUUUAGCAGCCUUUAUGAUUGAACAGUAUCAAAUUUUCUCGAGUGAGGGGAUAAGAUGUUCUAUAUUGAAGUGGCUAAAUGUAAUAAGCCAUACAUGACAUUGUUAUUGAUAGUACAAUUAUCUUAAAUUUCAUUGAGCUUAAUCUAAAUUAUCAGCUGACCAUGUUUGUAGCACAGACAAGUUUUCCGAAAACAACUCGAUAUUUUGUUCUGAAGUCAUUCGUUAGCCGAAUAAUUCUGAAGUUAACAGGAACAGAUGAGCCGACUCAUUUCAGUUUACCAGUUUCAUAACAAAUUGAAAGUGAAAUUUCUAUGAUUAAUUGUAUUGUAUACUUUUACAAUACAAUAUAUUGUACAAUUUCCUUAGUUUUCAUCUUCUGUACAGAAUCUAAGUACAAUGUGCAAGUUUAAGCAGCCAUACAUUAGAAAAUAUCAUAAUAUAUUAGAAGCAGGACUGAUAGAGUAUGAUAGAAACAUCCCUGAGGACCGGUUGAACCAAAUCUUAUUAGUUAUUUAAACCAUGGGAUGAAUUCAUUCCGGUGUGAACUUUACGGCGUAAUCGAUCGUUAUCUGGCGGUUUAUUCAAUGAAGCUGGUGCGACCGGGCCUGAGGUUUUUUUAUUAUAGAGAACCAAAAGUUGAGUGAAAUUAUUAAUUGUAGUGAUGGUUCGCAUUAUUUAAACAUGAAGAAGGGCAUAAGUUUUCCGUAUACUUUGAUACCUUUAGACACAUAGUAAUUCCUUCAUUAAUCGCGUUUAUGUAAUUCAAGCUCUCUAGUAACUGUAUCAAAUAAUCGGUUCGUACAAUUCAUAUUUUGUGUUUUUUAGUGCAGAAUAUCCAAUCUACUCUCAUAAUACUUUCAUAAUAUAUAAAUUAGAAAGCAACAAAAUUGUAAUUUUCAUCCUACUGGGCCCAAUUUUCAAUGUCAGAUUUUCAAGUUAACGAUGACAUUUUAGAUGAUUUAAAAUUGAAAGAAAAACAAACGCAAAAAUUUUACUGACGAAUUUUAUAUUGUAAUAAUGAAUAAAUCAUCACUGAAUAGAGAGUAUUAUUAAUAUUAAUCGUCAAUGUAUUUUUGUAUUUAAUGUAAAUUAAUUUAUUUUUUGUAAUAAAGAUUUUAUGUCAUCUUUUAAGGAUUAAUUAAGUUUUGCGAGUUUUUCUAUUUUAUCAUUGAGAACUCAAAAUAUCCGAGAUAUUAUCAAAUAUUAUGAAUAUAGAUAGCUCUAUAUCGAUAAAGUAGUAUCCCGUCAUGUGAUGUCUGCAAUUGAUUGUCAAAGUUUUUAAUUAAUUAGAUUGUUCACUCUCCGGAAUUCGAUGAGCCGAUCGAUUUACUAGAAAUUGAGGCUCAGCCAUUGACUCAUUUGAGAUGGAAUAUCUCAUGUGUAUUAAUAUAAUGUUAUUCAAAGUGUUGUUUUGGCCACGUUUGAUCCCAAUAAAAAGAAAUCGAAGUA
Diachasmimorpha longicaudata is the source of this 6144-nucleotide messenger RNA. It is a transcript of the gene Asl, whose product is annotated as asterless. The record is from RefSeq and is a predicted model, not a curated record. The transcript is spliced from 4 exons. Gene Ontology annotation, biological process: centriole replication. Gene Ontology annotation, cellular component: centrosome. Lineage: Eukaryota; Metazoa; Arthropoda; Insecta; Hymenoptera; Braconidae. The coding region runs from base 2 to 4120 and encodes 1372 amino acids.